Molecule: messenger RNA, 3590 nt
Organism: Chlorocebus sabaeus (green monkey)
Lineage: Eukaryota; Metazoa; Chordata; Mammalia; Primates; Cercopithecidae
Gene: GPRASP2
Product: G protein-coupled receptor associated sorting protein 2
Cellular component (GO): nucleus; cytosol
Molecular function (GO): G protein-coupled receptor binding
Source: RefSeq, a predicted model, not a curated record
CGCGUCUUUGCCAUUCGGAUCGCGGGGAAAGAGGUGGCUCCAAGUGAGGAGCCGCCAGAGGAGAGCUGAGGAGAGGAGGGGGAGGCCGACGACCUGGGCCCUGGGCCUCUGAAGGCUCCAGGUUGAUGUCAAAGUCUUCUGUCUGCGCGGUAGGUCUGGCAUAUUCUGACAGGACACAGUGAGCAUCUGUAGAGGAGAGACUUGAGAUAAAGGAAGAGCACGAAUAUUGCCUGGAUUUCUGGAGGCCUAAUUUAAGGCUGGCCAGUUCUGCAAGAAAGGCAAGGAGGAGGAGACUGGCUCACAGCUCUGGAGGACCCCCUUCUGUCGGCUGUGGGGCUUGACACCACUUGAACAAGAAAAGGAGGGGGAAACUGCACCACAUCAGUGAAGAUCCACCUCCAGUGGCUGCUCUGCUGGUGGUGGAGUUGCUGCUGACAACCACCCUCAACAGGUCUGCACCCAUCCAGGAAAUAUCUGUCUUCCUUUAGCUUGGUUGUGCCUGUUCUACACUCAAUCUGUAUUAUUGAAUUAUUGACUGAGACUGUGUUUGGGAAGGAGGCUAAUUGACUACUGGACUGGAUAUUGACUCUAACUUUUGUUUCAAAGCUUAUAUCCUCAAUCACCUAAAGAUCAGAGUGUGAAGAAACAAACCUGUGACAGAUCUGUAGUUAAGGUUUAGACUGGGGGAGGAGUAUAUUACUGGACUUCCUUUGUAACUUGUACCAUGACUGGGGCAGAGAUUGAGCCUAGCGCCCAGGCCAAGCCUGAAAAGAAGGCUGGGGAAGAGGUUAUCGCUGGGACUGAGAGAGAGAAUGAUGUCCCUCUGGUGGUCAGACCCAAGGUUAGGACCCAGGCAACUACUGGGGCAAGGCCCAAAACUGAGACCAAGUCUGUGCCUGGGGCAAGGCCCAAAACUGAUGCCCAAGCAAUGUCUGGGGCAAGGCCCAAAACUGAUGCCCAAAUAAUGGGUGGUGCAAGACCCAAAACGGAGGCUCAAGGAAUGGCAGGAGCUAGACCCAAAACUGAUGCCAGGGCAGUAGGUGGUGCUCGUCCUAAAACUGAUGCCAAGGCAAUCCCUGGAACAAGGCCCAAGGAUGAAGCUCAGGCAUGGGCCCAGAGUGAAUUUGGGACUGAAGCUGUGUCACAGGCAGAAGGGGUGUCCCAGACUAAUGCCGUUGCCUGGCCACUGGCCACUGCUGAGUCUGGAUCAGUUAAUAAAUCUAAGGGCCUGUCUAUGGAUAGAGAACUAGUCGAUGUGGAUGCUGAAACCUUUCCUGGCACCCAGGGUCAGAAAGGAAUCCAGCCCUGGUUUGGACCAGGGGAGGAGACUAAUAUGGGGUCUUGGUGCUAUUCCAGGCCCAGGGCCAGAGAGGAGGCCUCUAAUGAGUCUGGGUUCUGGUCAGCAGAUGAGACCUCUACAGUGUCUUCUUUCUGGGCUGGAGAAGAGACAAGUAUCAGAUCAUGGCCCAGAGAAGACUCCAAUACCAGGUCCAGGCACAGGGCUAAACAUCAGACUAAUCCCAGGUCCAGGCCCAGAUCCAAGCAAGAAGCCUAUGUUGAUUCCUGGUCUGGAUCUGAGGAUGAGGCUGGCAACCUAUUCUCCUUCUGGGCUGGAGAAAAUACCAGUAACUUGUUCAGGCCCAGAGUCAGGGAGGAGGCAAAUAUCAGGUCCAAGCUCAGGACAAAUAGAGAAGAUUGUUUUGAAUCUGAGUCUGAAGAUGAGUUCUAUAAGCAGUCCUGGGUGUUGCCUGGAGAAGAGGCCAAUGGUAGAUUCAGGUGCAGAGACAAAGAAGAUCCUAAUACCGCCUUGAAACCCAGGGCCCAGAAAGAUGUUGAUGGUGAUAGGGUCAAACAAGAACCCAGGUUUGAGGAGGAAGUCAUUAUUGGGUCCUGGUUCUGGGCAGAAAAAGAGGUCAGUUUGGAGGGUGGAGCUUCAGCAAUCUGUGAAUCUGAGCCAGGAACUGAGGAGGGGGCCAUUGGCGGAUCCACGUACUGGGCUGAGGAAAAGUCCAGUUUGGGGGCUGUGGCCAGAGAAGAGGCCAAGCCAGAGUCUGAAGAAGAGGCCAUAUUUGGGUCCUGGUUCUGGGACAGAGAUGAGGCCUGCUUUGACCUAAAUCCCUGUCCUGUGUACAAGGUCAGUGAUAGGUUCAGAGAUGCAGCUGAGGAACUUAAUGCAUCCUCCAGGCCCCAAACCUGGGAAGAGGUCACUGUUGAAUUCAAACCUGGUCUUUUUCAUGGGGUUGGCUUCCGAUCCACAAGCCCCUUUAGAAUUCCUGAAGAGGCUUCUGAAAUGCUUGAGGCAAAGCCCAAGAACAUGGAACUUAGCCCAGAAGGGGAAGAGCAGGAAUCUUUGCUUCAGCCUAAUCAGCCUGAUCCUGAGUUCACAUUUCAGUAUGAUCCUUCCUACCGGUCAGUCCGGGAAAUUCGAGAGCAUCUUAGGGCCAGGGAGAGUGCAGAGUCUGAGGGUUGGUCCUGCAGCUGCAUACAAUGUGAGCUGAAAAUUGGUUCUGAAGAGUUUGAAGAACUCCUUUUAUUAAUGGACAAAAUUCGGGAUCCUUUUAUUCAUGAAAUAUCUAAAAUUGCAAUGGGUAUGAGAAGUGCUUCUCAGUUUACCCGAGAUUUCAUUCGAGAUUCAGGUGUUGUCUCACUUAUUGAAACCUUGCUUAAUUAUCCAUCCUCUAGAGUUAGGACAAGUUUUUUGGAAAAUAUGAUUCACAUGGCUCCACCUUAUCCAAAUCUAAACAUGAUUGAGACAUUCAUAUGUCAAGUGUGUGAAGAAACCCUUGCACAUAGUGUGGAUUCCCUUGAGCAGCUAACUGGAAUAAGGAUGCUUAGACACCUCACUAUGACUAUUGACUAUCACACACUGAUUGCCAACUAUAUGUCCGGGUUUCUCUCCUUAUUAACCACAGCCAAUGCGAGAACAAAGUUUCAUGUUCUGAAAAUGCUGUUGAAUUUGUCUGAAAAUCCUGCUGUGGCAAAAAAACUAUUCAGUGCCAAAGCUCUUUCAAUAUUUGUGGGUCUCUUUAACAUAGAAGAGACAAAUGAUAAUAUUCAAAUUGUUAUUAAAAUGUUUCAGAAUAUCAGUAACAUUAUAAAAAGUGGAAAGAUGUCCUUAAUUGAUGAUGAUUUCAGUCUUGAGCCGCUUAUUUCUGCAUUUCGUGAAUUUGAGGAGUUAGCUAAGCAACUACAAGCCCAAAUAGACAAUCAAAAUGAUCCUGAGGUGGGACAACAAAGUUAAUAUGAUUAACCACCCGCCGCUGAUCAGCCUUAUGUUCCCAAAGAGCCCUGAGUAGUGCUUUGGUGUUCACAGUCUGUUUUUUUGUUGUAACUUAUAUUUUUUAAUGCUUAUGUUAACUUCGUCAAACUCUUGUUUUGAGCUGGAUCAUUUUGUGGAUGCCAAAUGAAUAUCAAAACUGAAAACACAUUUGUUGAUAUUUUUGUCUUGCUGUCCAGAUUGCGAUAUUUUUCAGUAUUAAGCUUUCAGUGAACUGUGUCACCUAAGUAAGCUACCCUGCUAUUUGUUGUUUAAAUAUAUGGUUCUCUAUUUGAGUCUGUGUUUUCAAUAAAGUUCUAUGUUUAAAUUGGCA